Messenger RNA from Cryptococcus wingfieldii CBS 7118, 792 nucleotides. Its product is annotated as isopentenyl-diphosphate Delta-isomerase. The coding region runs from base 1 to 792 and encodes 263 amino acids. Gene Ontology annotation, cellular component: cytoplasm. The record is from RefSeq and is a predicted model, not a curated record. Gene Ontology annotation, biological process: isopentenyl diphosphate biosynthetic process; isoprenoid biosynthetic process. Gene Ontology annotation, molecular function: isopentenyl-diphosphate delta-isomerase activity. NCBI's taxonomy places the organism in Eukaryota, Fungi, Basidiomycota, Tremellomycetes, Tremellales, Cryptococcaceae. The transcript is spliced from 5 exons.
AUGUCCACCGCCGUCCAGACAGAGACAGCCACCGUCCCCGCCAGCCUCCAGCUCGCUGAUGUUAGUCUCGACACAUACGAUGAGGAGCAGGUCAGGCUCAUGGAAGAGAGGUGUAUUCUCGUCACCCCAGACGAUGUCGUCUAUGGCGACUCGAGCAAGAAAGUCUGCCACCUUAUGACCAACAUCAACAAGGGUCUUCUCCACCGUGCAUUUUCAGUCUUCCUCUUCCGGCCUUCCGAUGGACGACUGUUGCUCCAGAAGCGUGCAGACGAAAAGAUCACUUUCCCCAGCAUGUGGACCAACACGUGUUGCUCUCACCCCCUCAGCAUCAAGUCGGAGCUCAUUGAGGAGGACCAAGCGGGCGCCAAGAAUGCUGCUAUCAGAAAACUUCCCCAGGAGCUCGGCAUCCCCGAAAGUCAAUUGAAGUAUGAAGAUUUCGUCUUCCUCACCCGGAUACAUUACUUGGCUCCCAGUGAUGGAAUCUGGGGCGAGCACGAGAUUGACUACAUUCUCUUCUCCACCAUCAACGUUGACCACGAGGCCAACCCUAACGAAGUCAGCGAUGCUCGCUACGUCUCUAAAUCCGAGCUGGAAGACAUGUUUGCCGACCCUUCCAACUCCUUCACUCCCUGGUUCCGACUCAUCGCCCGAGAUCUGCUCUUCCCUUGGUGGGACGAGAUGUUUGCCAAGUCCAAGGCGGCUGGCUGGGAUGCUGAGAAGGGUGUUGGAGAGGUCAGGGCUGACCACUUGGCCAAUGGGCCCCAGGUCAACGAGCUCAUCAGGAUGCUCUAA